GUCCCGGGCGGCAGCGGCGGCGGCUGCUUCUUCUUCUUCUCGUGUCUCUUCGCUUCGCCUGCCUCGGAGGAUGGCAACGCCGUGGGGGCUCUGCCUGCUGCUGCUGCUGCUGCAGGCUGGAAGGUGGCUUUGUGAGGAGAGGGCCCCGUGCCAACCAGGCUUCAGCUCGGAGACGUACACCUUCACCGUGCGGGGACAGGAACUGAAGAGAGGCCAGAGGCUGGGAGAAGUGAGCUUCCAGAGCUGCACAGGAAGGACCCAUGCCCCCUACGUGUUGGACGACAGCCACUUCGAGGUGCGUGGAGGCGUGGUCUCGGUCAAACGGCGCCUGCACCUCCAUGGCCGUGAAUGGAGCUUUGGCAUCUUUGCCCCAGACUCGGCUGGCAAGCAGCACUCUGCCAGAGUUGUCAUCAGAAGUCGCCACCAUCACCACCUGCAUCAGCACCACGCUCAGGAGGUAGGUGUGCCGGCUCCUGCUUGCCAGCUGGGCAGGGAGCCACUGGGCCCUGGAGCCUCCCCUGGAGAAGUGCUGAUCUUCCCGGAGGCUCGUCCUGGCCUGAAGCGGCAGAAGAGGGACUGGGUCAUUCCCCCCAUUAAUUGUCCGGAGAAUGAGAAGGGGCCCUUCCCCAAGCCACUGGUGCAGAUCAAAUCCAAUAAGGACAAAGAGACCACCGUUUUCUACAGCAUCACCGGGCCAGGAGCGGACGCACCGCCUGUGGGCACCUUUAUUGUGGAGAGAGCGACUGGCUGGCUGGAGGUGACCCGCCCGCUGGACAGAGAGGCCAUCAACAAAUACGUCCUCUUCUCCCACGCAGUCUCUGCCAACGGAGAAGCCGUGGAGGACCCCAUGGAAGUGAUCAUCAAGGUGAGCGACCAGAACGACAACCGGCCCCAGUUCACCGAGCCCGUCUUCUAUGGAGCAGUGCCAGAAGGAGCCACGCCAGGGACCAACGUGGUGCAGGUCACGGCCACUGACGCAGACGACGAUGUGGACUCCUACAACGGGGUCGUCUCCUAUUCCAUCCUGAGCCAAGACCCUCCACAGCCCCAGCCCCAAAUGUUCACCAUCAACAGGGAUACGGGCAUGAUCAGCGUGGUCGUCUCUGGGCUGGACAGAGAGCAAAUCCCCAAAUACACGCUGGUCCUCCAAGCUGCAGACAUGGAGGGACAAGGCUUAACCACCACAGGGACAGCUGUGAUCACUGUCAGUGACGCAAAUGACAACCCUCCGAUUUUCAAACCAACCACGUAUGAUGUCACCGUGCCAGAGAAUGCGGCAGGGCUCCUGGUUGCCAAACUGCAUGUGGAAGACUUAGAUCAAGAAAAGACUGAUGCUUGGAAAGCCAGAUACCAAAUCGUCUCGGGGAAUGAGGGAGGGAAUUUCGAUAUCACUACCGAUCCUCAAAGCAACGAGGGCCUCUUGAGAACAGCUAAGGGCCUGGACUACGAGCAAAGAAAUAAGUUUGUCCUCAAAGUCUCCGUGACAAACGUCGCCAGCUUCUCAGUGGCCCUGCCGACAUCCACAGCCACCGUGACCGUCCAUGUGGCAGAUAUAAACGAGGCCCCUGUCUUUGUGCCACCUGUAAAGGUUGUGCGGCACUCGGAAGAUCUCCCUGUGGGACAGGUGGUGACCACCUACACAGCUCGGGAUCCAGACACGGAUAUGAAGCAGACCAUCCGGUAUUCCAUCGGGAAAGACCCGGCCAAGUGGCUGAUGAUUAACCAGGACACUGGUGUCAUAGAGACUAAAGCCGCUCUAGACAGGGAGUCAUUCUAUGUGAAGAACAACACUUAUGAGGCCCUCAUCUACGCCACUGACAAUGGGGAGCCAUCGUCCACUGGCACAGGAACCCUGCUUUUGAACCUCGACGACGUGAAUGACAACGCACCGGAGCCGGACCCGCGGAACUUCGAAAUCUGCAACCGGAACCCAGUGGCCCAACGGCUGAACAUUGUGGACAAGGAUCUCCCUCCACACACCUUUUCAGCAGACCUGACGAUGGGCGCGAGGGCCAACUGGACAGUCCAGAUGGAUGAGGGUGGGGAGAGCCUGAUCCUGAGGCUGACGAAGAUGCUGGAGCCCGGGGAAUACAGCAUUCCUCUGCAGCUGAGUGACGGCUCAGGGCAGAAACAGACCACGACGGUCAAAGCCCAAGUGUGUGACUGUGAAGGGGAAGCCAAGAACUGUGAGCGGAGGGGAUACAUAGCCGGCGGCUUGGAGGUCCCAGCCAUUCUGGGAAUCCUCGGAGGCAUCUUGGCCUUCUUGAUCCUCCUCCUGCUGCUGCUGCUGUUUGUGAGGAAGAGGAAGGUGGUGAAGGAGCCGCUGCUGCCCCCAGACGAUGACACCCGGGACAACGUCUAUUACUACGACGAAGAAGGUGGUGGGGAAGAGGAUCAGGACUAUGACAUGAGCCAGCUGCACCGUGGCUUGGAUGCUCGUCCCGAGAUCACCCGCAAUGAUGUUGCCCCGACACUUAUGCCAGCCCCGCAGUAUCGCCCGCGCCCGGCCAAUCCGGAUGAGAUAGGCAAUUUCAUUGACGAGAACCUGAAGGCGGCAGACACAGACCCCACCGCACCCCCUUACGACUCCCUGCUGGUGUUUGACUAUGAGGGCAGUGGGUCGGAGGCCGCCUCCCUCAGCUCCAUCAACUCCUCCACUGGAGACCAGGACCAAGACUAUGACUAUCUCAACGACUGGGGGAACCGCUUCCGAAAGCUAGCGGACAUGUACGGAGGAGGUGAAGAGGAGGACUAGGCAUGGGUGGGCAGAGCUCCGUGUGCAUGUUGCGGGGGAGAGAAAGAGAAAGCUCUCACAGGCAUGGCCAGAGACCCAGAUGUCCUCCACUUUCUAACAGCUGAUGGAUAAUCAAAGACCAGCUUGUUCCAUAAAUUGCCAAGACACUGCAAACUUUCCUACCUUACCACACUGGUCCCUCUUGGGGUGGAUUCAGGCAACCGCAUUUUUUGAUAUGAUAUUUUAAAUCAGCAGGUGGUGGUCAUUUUCUUUUGAAAAUACUAACUUGUGUUGUUGCCGCAGUCUCUUCCGUUUACGCUGUAAAUAGGAAAAGAGCUCAAAUGGAACGAGAUUAUAGGCACCUCAGGCACCGUUAAGUAGUUGUCUGAAUCCAUUCCUGUUUGCCAAAGACAUGAUUUUCUAAACGUUUUAAGCUCAUCAGUCGUCUUGAUCAACCCAAGACCCCACCCAGCCUGGGAACUUGUUGCCCCGGGAACAAUCCCUGGAGCUGCAUCAUGGCCCAUCUCAGCGCUUUCCUUUCAUCUUGGAUCCUGGUCCACCUUCCACUUAACCUCUUGGGAUCCCACUACUCUGACACCACUCCUCAAAAAGGCAGCCUGAAAACUUGCAAAAACAAGUGUUUUGAUGAGAACAAAGCAUAUGAAGGGAGAAAAGAUUGGCGAAGAGGCUGGCUGGCUGGGGCUAAUGAUGCUGUUCUCUGAUGCAUAAAGUCAAUAGUUGGGGAUGUUUAGAGAGGUUGUGUUCUGCCAGUAUGGCUUCAAGACCAUCUAGUGACUGGAAUUCCCAGGUAGGGGAAAUGGUGUUAUUGUGAACCCUUUGGGUGUUGCCUCCUGCUGAUCCAUUUAGCACUCUGGCCCUAAAGCAACAUCCCAAGACAACAGUCGAUCCUACAUGCACUCAGCAAUCCUGCAAAGCUAUCAGAUGUGGUGCCGACUGCAGAAUGUAGCUGGCUUUUCAUCUUUAAAACACAAAACACAAAUGUUUUCGGUUCCUAAGACAAGCAACGCCUGCUGUCCUCUCAGAAGGGUGGGAGGGUGAGAUUCUCUCACUCCCCACAGCUCUUUGCUAUGACCAAUAGAAGCACAACAGGCUAUGCAGAGACUUACUUGGAUAAAAUGUUUCUUGCCAAAAUCAUAGUUUCUGGAUGUAGAAUUGGCUGGUAGGGGAGUGUCCAUAAUGGGAAGGACAGAGCUGGCUAUUGCUAUCCCCUAAAGGGGCCAGGUUUUAGAGGAAGCAGCUGGCAAGAAAGGUCUGAGGGGGAAUUAGCCAAUCGUACCCUUCCUGGGGAGGAAGCUCAGUGCCUGGGGGGGGGGAGUGUGGGAGGGUCCAGAUUCACCUGGUUACAAGGGCUUGAAUAGGUAACAUCUACAAUGCAAUUGUGCCAUUUUUCUUAUGAUGAAAUUUCUGCCAAGAAAUCUGUAAUUAUAGAUGUCUCUUCUGGUGAAAAUGCCAGUGAUAUGCUUUUGACUACUGUUAAGAGUUGAAUGUUGAUAUAAUUGCUGUCCAUGUGAUGGACGGGCUCUUUUUUUGCAAUAAUAAGUGGCUUUGCUGUUUUUUGAUCUGUGUGUUUCAUUGUUCUUUUUAUAUGCACAAAAUUCAGAAGCCAUACCGUGUAAUGCCUUAUUAAGCUGAUGUGUUUUAAAGUAUUUUAAUAAAGUUUUUCUUUUUAAAAA
Molecule: messenger RNA, 4428 nt
Organism: Heteronotia binoei (common prickly gecko)
Lineage: Eukaryota; Metazoa; Chordata; Lepidosauria; Squamata; Gekkonidae
Product: B-cadherin-like
Exons: 16
Coding region: 71-2755 (894 amino acids)
Biological process (GO): cell-cell junction assembly; cell morphogenesis; calcium-dependent cell-cell adhesion
Cellular component (GO): adherens junction; plasma membrane; catenin complex
Molecular function (GO): calcium ion binding; cadherin binding
Source: RefSeq, a predicted model, not a curated record